AGCGAGACGGUUCGAGCGACGUGGGCAGACGCGGUCGGCGAAAGGGCGGGGAAGGUUGCGAGCCUGAGCGUGAGAGAGCGGGAGCGCCAGCCCCGCCCGCCCGCCAGUUAGCCUGCCAGCCAGGGACGCACGGCGGCUGUGGGAGAAUCCAGAACUCCCCUCAUGGCAGCGGCGCGAGCAGGGAAUCCCCAGGAAUUGUUUCGCGCCUUCCAGCUGCUGCUGCCGCUCCUGACGCCGCUGCCGACUCGUGAAGCGGUUGUUGCUGCCGCUGCUCCUGCUCCGUGGCGGGGCUGCUCCUCUUAGUAGGAGUAGCUCCAAGUCACCCUCCAAUUUUCCAUCCAGAGGACAAAGUUAAUAUUCCGUUGUGAUAUAUACAUGUACAUGUGAAAUAAUCGAUACAUAUAAAUGUCCAUGUAAUUUUGUUCUUCGGGUUGCCGUCUUUUCUUCCGCGACCUCCGACCAAGCACCGGCCCUUGGCACGUGAAUGAGGCAGCCGCCCCACGGCGAGUUUGACAUGGCACUCAGCGGCACCCUCCUCCCUUCCAUCUCCACCUUCGCAGCGGGUACGGCCGGCAGGGAGAAAGUCUUGAGGCAAGCAGGUGCCAAUAACAAGUGGCGGGAGGAGCUGUCUCACCUCAAGCGAAUCCCCCCUGUGCUAACAGGACGGCCUUACGACCUCUCUUCUGAGCUGGAAAACACCACCACAAGCAGCAGCAGUGGGACUAUGUCAAGGCGGGAGACAGAGGAGUUGAAUGAGCUUCUGGACUUUGACUUCAUCUUAUCCAACUCCCUGAUGCCCCAGGAGCAGCCCACGGCUGCUGCAGCAGCCGUUGUGAGCUCCGGUCCUGGCUCCUCGCCGUCCGUUACUAGCAGCAGCUGCCCAUCAGUGACCACUUGCGACUUCACCUACCAACUGCAAAGGGGGGAUCACACUGGAGGAGGGGGGGCUAUGAUAUACAACAGGGAACAGGCCCCGGCUGCCCCAUUCAACCUGGCUGACAUCAAUGAUGUGUCCCCUUCAGGUGGAUUUGUAGCUGAGCUGAUGAGGCCAGAUUUGGACCCUGUUUAUAUGCAGCAGCAGCAACAGCAGCCACCCCCACUGGGCAGCCUGCAUGGGAAAUUUGUGGUGAAAGCCACAGUGAACAUGGGGGAAUACAACAACCACAUCAGUGUUAGCAGCAAGAACAACCCAGCUGCUGCAGCUUCCCCUUGCACAGAUGGACCUGUGCAGCCUCCUAUUUAUAACCACGUGCCCAGGAUGUGCCAAAAAAUCAAGCAGGAGGCUGCCCCUUCUUGUACCAUUGGCCAAUCCCAUGGGAAUACUCAAAGGGCACAGCAGCAUGAUUUUCCCUUGGGGCAUCCACUGCCUAGCAGGACUAACCCUCCCUUGACUCCAGAGGAGCUGAUGAACAGCAGAGACUGCCACUCUUCCCCACAGGGCUUAAGCCACACAGCUCUGCCACUUCCUCCAGGCUACCACCCUGGCCCAGGAUACCCGCCUUUUCUUCCAGAGCAGCUGCCACCAAGCGCGCUCCAGUAUCAAGGUCAGUCUUACUAUCUAAAUGUUUUUGGAGAGCCUUUAAGUAUGCCUCGCUUGGUACAAGGGAUGGUGCUGACUCCGCCCUCUUCACCUCUAGAAUUGAUGCCUUCUGGAAGCUGCCUCUCUGAAGAGACCAAACCAAAGAGGGGACGGAGGUCAUGGCCCAGGAAAAGGACGGCUACACACACGUGUGACUAUGCAGGUUGUGGUAAAACAUACACAAAAAGCUCACACCUCAAAGCGCACCUUCGGACCCAUACAGGUGAGAAACCCUAUCACUGUGACUGGGAAGGCUGUGGCUGGAAAUUUGCCCGUUCUGAUGAACUCACACGUCACUACAGAAAACACACAGGUCACCGUCCAUUCCAGUGCCAGAGGUGUGACAGAGCAUUUUCCAGGUCUGACCACCUUGCCUUACAUAUGAAGAGACACUUUUAAAGAGGACACAGUGAACUUUUUCCUUUACUGCCAUGAGAGAUUCAGUAUUUGACAGCACAAAAGACUGUCUUCCAUCAGAGGGGAGAACUGCACUUAAAGCACUACAAAGAAUCCCAGUGAAGUUUUCAAAAAAAGAAAUGUGGAAAUUAUUGGACAAUUUAAAAAAAUUAUGGAACUUUUUAAAAAGGGGGACAAUGACUGGAUCUUAUAUCAUUCCAUUUUUUAAAAAAAAAAUAACUUGAAUAUUUCUGGACUACAGAAUGCCAAGGAUUGACUGGAAGUCAAGGAUAUCAGGGUUAAAACAAACUGUUGAGGGAGGGAAGAAUGGGAGAUUACAUCGUAGGGAGACUAUGGGUGAAAAUGGGUGUAACAUUAUCGAGGAAUGGGCCUGCUGCUUUGGCAGCUCCUUCAUCACAUUCAAUUCAAAUACUUUUUUCUUUGCCAAGGUUGAAGUCCAAAAAAAUGUUUGUGCAACAUUGUAGCAAAAGGUUUCACUAAUGCUCAUUACUUUAAAGAUACCUUCUCUCUUUUCCCCCCACCCAAAUUCCUAGAGCAGCUUUGCAGCAGUUUUAAAACUUUCAUUUUUAAGGAGAAAAGUGAACAUGUGAAGGUACAUCUUACACUUAAUUUUUUAAUAAAGCAAAGCAGCAUCACUUAAGGGUGGUGGAAGAGGUAUAAAACUGACUCCAAAACUCACCAUUUAACUUGACACACAGCAUGUCUGCCAUGCAAAAUGCAAAGCUUGGGUCGCACCAUGGCUGAAAAAUCCACUGGUAGCUUCUCUUUAACUGUUAUAUCUGUCUUCACCCCAAAUUCCCUUAAGAUUUUCAAUGCAAUAUUGUAAACAUGUAGUAGUCUUGCAAUUUCUUUUUCUUUCCAAAAAGCCAUUACUAAACUAUGUCCAAUAAGGAAGAAGAAAUUCAGGUACAGAGUUGUGGUUAAAAGUCUAUUUUCAUGGUGCUGAAUGACUUUUGGUUCUUAAGGUACCAAAAAAAGCCAAAGUUCUCAACUGCUGCAUAUUUGACAAGGAAAUACAUUUGUCUUCCGAUCUACAGUUAAUGAUGACCUAAGUCAGGUUUAUAUACCUGGUUUAUUUGUGUUUGUCUCUCCUUUUUAAUCUUCUAUGCAGACAGUCUGUAAUGCACUGUGGUUUCAAUGUGCAAUAAUUUGUACAAUGGUUUAUUCCCAAGUAUGCCUUAAGCAGAACAAAUGUUUUUUUCUAUAUAGUUCUUUACUUAAUAAAAAUGUAAUAUAAAUUUAAGGAGACUUCUAUUUUGUAUAUUUGUAUGAAUUAUGAAGUGAAAAGUGAACAUUUUGUCAGAGUUU
Messenger RNA from Rhineura floridana, 3304 nucleotides. It is a transcript of the gene KLF4, whose product is annotated as KLF transcription factor 4. The transcript is spliced from 4 exons. The record is from RefSeq and is a predicted model, not a curated record. Lineage: Eukaryota; Metazoa; Chordata; Lepidosauria; Squamata; Rhineuridae. Bases 485 to 1978 code for a protein of 497 amino acids. Gene Ontology annotation, biological process: regulation of transcription by RNA polymerase II. Gene Ontology annotation, molecular function: DNA-binding transcription factor activity, RNA polymerase II-specific; RNA polymerase II cis-regulatory region sequence-specific DNA binding.